Messenger RNA from Penicillium canariense, 1983 nucleotides. RefSeq lists its product as uncharacterized. The coding region runs from base 1 to 1983 and encodes 660 amino acids. The record is from RefSeq and is a predicted model, not a curated record. Lineage: Eukaryota; Fungi; Ascomycota; Eurotiomycetes; Eurotiales; Aspergillaceae. The transcript is spliced from 8 exons.
AUGAAAGCUAGUCUCUCACUUGUCUUAAUAGCCGGCGCGGGUAUUGUCCAAGGACAUGGCCAAGGCCACGGCUUUCUUCACCGACGUGCGCAAACAACCAGCGCUGAAGCUCUAUCAAGCCCAGACAAGCCCACUCUGACAGGUACCGUUACCAACUGUAACCAGUGGUAUGAUGUUAUUGAGGGGGACUCUUGCUGGGCCAUCACCCAGGACUUUGGCAUCACGCAAGCACAGUUUGAAGCCUGGAACCCAGCCGUUGGCAGCACUACGUGUGUGGUUGAAAUCGGCGUCUCAUACUGCGUAGGAGUCGGUUCGGUGGUGUCAACAACAACAACAACUUCCAGUUCGAUCACGAGUUCCUCUAGUGGCUCAGCAUCAAGUUCAAUAACUGGCACAGGCGCAGUCACUAGCACAAUCACAUCAAAUUCCACAACUACAACAUCCUAUUCAACCCUCUCCUAUAAUACGACGACUAAUCCAGUCACUAUUACGGACUCGACGUGGCCGCCAACUCGGACACAAUCUGGACAACCUAGCUACUCCAAGAAUGGUGAUACUUGUCAGAGUAUUGCCUUGCAACACUCUACGUGGAUGGACCAGAGUGACUUCCUUGAUUGGAAUCCGGCAGUGGGUGAGAAUUGUACCAGCAUAUACUACGGAUACUGGUACUGUAUCGGAAUCAAGCCGCAGACUUCAGUCGGAUACAAUCAGACGGCCGUGCCUCAGUGGUACCCUACAUGGUCAUAUACGGCCCCAGCCGCCAUGGACACCGUUUUCUCUCCCACUCCCGCGCAAAGCGGCCUAGCAAGUGAUUGCCAGGUCUUUUAUAUCACAGAUGAGGGUGAUACCUGUGCAAGCAUUGUCGCCUCCCAGGGUUUUCUUACCGAAGAAGAGUUUCUCGAAUGGAACCCUGCCGUUGGCGCUGAUUGCUCCAACAUCGAGAAAGAAUACUAUUAUUGUAUCUGGAACGGAACAACCCUGCCCUUGCCAUCAACUACAAACGCAUUGCCCUCACCCGUACAGAGUGGCAUUACGUCCAGCUGCACGGCGUGGUAUCAAGCUAGUGACGGCGAUAACUGUGAUCUCAUCCCCGAAGAGUUUGGCACUUUCUCCAAGUCCGAUUUUCUUAACUGGAACCCUGCGGUGCAAACUGAUUGCUCUGGGCUUGUCAUGGGAGAUUACUACUGUGUUGCAGUACCAGGAACCCCUACGACUCGAACUGCAUCGGCAGUCACCUUGCCUACACCAGCUACGCCGUCUGAUACUAUCUCGACUUGCUCAGACUAUUGGCUGGUGGGAACAAAUGAUAAUUGUACGACCAUUGCGGAUGCAAAUGGAAUUCUAGUUGCCACCCUGGAGACCUGGAACCCUUCCUUGAAGUCAGAUUGUAGUGGACUGAGCUCCAAUACAUAUAUUUGUGUCGGGAUUCCCAGCAAUGAUACCAGUACAACGUCCUCUACAAUAGCCACAGCAAUUACAACAUCCGGGGCUGCAACACCGUCGCCUACUCAGGAGCAGACGGGCAUGACAAGCGACUGUAUUCGAUUUUACAAGGUCGAGACUGAUGAUAGCUGCUAUGCUAUUGCCCAGGAUGCAGGGAUAGCAUUAAGUGACUUCUACAGCUGGAAUCCUGCUCUUGAUGGCGACUGCACCGGCCUUCAGGCAAACGUGUAUGUCUGCAUCGGCAAGAGCGGAUACGCGACUACCAUCACAACUGGGACACCUAUUCCCGUAACGCCAACCCCAACCCAAACCGGAAUGGUGACCGGCUGUCUUCGCUUCUUCGACGUGCAAAGCGGAGAAGGUUGUUCUGAUAUAGCGUCUGAGGCGGGAAUUGCCCUAUCUGACUUCUAUAGCUGGAACCCGGCUGUAAGCACAAACUGUGCAGGUUUACAAGCCUCUGUAUUUGUGUGUGUUGGCACUACAGGGCCUAUUACGACAAUCACUAGCGGGACUCCAGUUCCGGCUGAGACUACCAACUAA